AUGGUUAAUUAUAUAAAAAAAUUUUAUUUUAUUGAACCAAAAACACCAAAAGCAAUCAACGAUAAAAAGAAGAAAAGAACCCCUAAUAUGUUCAUACUAUAUCGUAAAGAAAUGAUGAAAUAUAAACCUUACAAUAUGCAGAUGACAAAAUACAGUAAACUUGUAUCAGAAAAGUGGAAGGAACUAUCAGAAGUUGAAAAAAACGAAUUACAAAGACGUUAUCAAAUCAAACGAGAUCAGAAAAUGGUUAAUGAGUAUGAUAAUGGAGAAAGUCCAAUAAAUUAUCCUUUAUCUUUAUUAGAAGGUAAAAAUAAUGCUAAACAUGACAUGAAUUGGGUUAAAUCCAAUGCUGAUCAAAAUUCUAAUCAGAUAACAACUGAUAAAACAAAACCUCAUAAAUUGUUUUCUCUUUGA
Funneliformis geosporum is the source of this 414-nucleotide messenger RNA. The record is from the annotation of a GenBank genome assembly. Lineage: Eukaryota; Fungi; Glomeromycota; Glomeromycetes; Glomerales; Glomeraceae.